This is a messenger RNA of Uloborus diversus, 3890 nucleotides long. RefSeq lists its product as uncharacterized. The transcript has 7 exons. Lineage: Eukaryota; Metazoa; Arthropoda; Arachnida; Araneae; Uloboridae. Gene Ontology annotation, cellular component: cytoplasm. The record is from RefSeq and is a predicted model, not a curated record. Gene Ontology annotation, molecular function: glycosyltransferase activity. The coding region runs from base 602 to 3379 and encodes 925 amino acids.
AGAGAGAAAGUGCAUGUUCAGAAACUCGGGCGCCGAGGUGACCUUGGCCCAGUGAGGCUCGUCUCCAGGCCUCGCGGCAUUGGCUGAGUUUCGCGAUCAAAGUUCAGAAUGACGAAAACCACUUCGGUUAUCAAUCAAAAGUGUUGAUUCCGAGGUUUGCGCACUGCGCAGAGUGAGUAUUUGUCCUACAGGUUGUUGUAGUGGCAGUGGCGUGUAUUAUCUAUGGCUCGGAACAUGUGAGUCAAGGGGCGAGGCGUACGGCACGUGGUUUUUAGUUUUUUUCCUGAAGAUGUUGGUUCGACACAGACGAGGAAAAUUGGUUUUUACCGAAAGCCGAUCUAGAUCAUUCAUCAUUUUGUGAAAAUUAUAAAAAUAUAGUACAGGAAACGAGCGUUAUCGUUUGAUGCAUCAAUAAUAUUGUGAAUUUCAGGAAUAGAAUUAAAGUGAUCAAGAGAAUUAAAGUGAUAAAGAUCUAUUCUUGUUUUCCUGGUAGAGAUUGUCAAAUGCUUUUAAAGACAGAGAUUCAAUCCAGUGACCAUAUAUACAAAAUAUAUUCCUACAAAACUGCGUUGGUUUCAAUUUCAACAAAUGAUAUUGUGUUAUGUCUUCAGCUGAAGACAAACUGAAAAGUGGUCCUGCUGCGAAAGUUUCAAUAUUUCCUGUCGGCGAUGCCUCUAGGGGAAAUGAUGCUUUAAUAGUAACGAUUAAGACAGUUGACCGACCUGUGCAAAAUGCUUCUCGUACUCAGCUGAGCGAAAGUUUUAGGAGAAGUCUAAAAGCCAGUGUUGCUCCAGUGAAGAAGCCUUCCAAGGAACAUUCAACUAAAAAGAUGAGCACUACCAAUAAAAGUGGGUCUGUGGGGUCCCCAAAAUCUCCAACUGUUUCUUCUUUUGCUGCAAGUCAAGUCCAAUCCUCGGCUCCUUGUCUCAAACAUGCCGCUGAGAACAUAUCACGUAAAGCUUCGAACAUUCCAUCCGAAAAAAUAUCUCUGUGUAACGAUUGCUCAAAAUCCAUGCUGUCUUAUAUAUUUGUAGUUCAGGACUUUCUAGACAGUUUAGCACAGGAAAUAUGUGGCAGUUCAAGCUCCAAGCGCUGUUUGCAGUGCGUAAGAGAGGAAGUUCGGAAUAGUUUGAGCACCCCCGAAGAGGAAAGUGUUUCCUCUCCAGAUCAGGUAGGUUCUCCUAGUUGGGAGAAAAGCGCUAGCUCGAAAUCUGGCUCCAUGUCUCGCGAAAGAACUGGUGAUAGUAAAAAUGUAGAUGCUUCCAAACACGGUGGAAGUACGCCAUCUAGUAGCAAGAAAGCAUCUCGGACGAAGAAUCUAAGAAGACGUGAAGAUGGCAGUCGAAGUUCUUCACGAUCCAUUGGGCAGCAAACAUAUUCUUCUCAGCAAAGCCAGGUGGAUUUCUUAUACAACGUCCCGCCUGCUUCUAAAGGUUCGAAUGAUAACAGAUUUCGACAAGACGAUCAUGAGAAAAACAUGGGAGAAGAUCGAAGACAUAUGGCAAAUUCUGGUAAAGAUAUUUCACCUCAAGAUUCGUCUUCUCUUCAAUCUGAAGAGAUGUACAGGGGAAAAGAUAACACAACAAGUCCUGAACAGCGUAACACAACAAGUCCUGAACAGCGUAAUAAUUCUGACGAAAAACCUCUUCAAUAUGUUGAUUACUUUACUGGAAGCCAGGAAUAUAAUUUAAGUAGUCAAUCGACUGCUUCAAGUGCGACAUCAGAGUUAAGUGGAAAUCGACAGCCUGAGUUUUCUGUUUCAUCUCCAACACAAAGUAGUAAUGAUAGUGUAUUUCGGUCUCCAAUGGAGCGCAUUCAACCAAACCAAGAACCAGAUAUUCCCCCAACUCCUAGCAUUGAGGACUUCCCCGGUGCUCAGAAUACACAUUCUCUAUGUAGCGAUAACGUUGAUGGAAUCAUAUCUACCUUGUCAAAUAUUGAAAGAGAAGUUUACGAUACCGCCAGGAAUCGUGCUGGAUGGGAAACUCUUGCCGAGUCCCAAGAAAAACUAGGAUCGUCACCGAGUGGACAGAUUGCAUCAGAAGCAUUCGUGACUUCUUGCCGUAAUAAUGCUGAGGCCAUGGGAUGUUUAGUUCUGGGGACAUCCUUGCUGCUGACGCGUACGUCAAGGACUCUCUGUGUUUUAGUAUCAGAUGGAGUCAGCAAUGCCUUCAGAGGACCUUUAUCUGCUGUUUUCAAUGUCGUCCAGACAGUAAGGGGCAUGGACUCUUUGGGCACAACGAAACUUGCUCUCCUGGAACAGCCUGAUUUAGGAAUUUCAUUUGAUAAACUACAUGUUUGGCGGCUCACUCAGUUCAAUAAAUGUGUGUACCUCAAUCCAGACGCUUUGGUGAUUCAAAAUUGCGAUGAACUGUUUCGACAUGAGGAGCUGUCUGCUGUACCCGACAUUGGCUGGCCUGACUGUUUUAACAGCGGGGUCUUCGUCUUUUCUCCGUCCGAUAACACAUUUUGGCAGCUUAUCGAGUUCGUUGAAAAGCAAGGUAGCUACGAUGGUGGAGACCAAGGGCUGCUCAACUCAUUUUUCAACUACUGGUCACAUGACAUCAGCAAAAAGUUGUCUUUCAUAUACAAUUUGAUGGCCAAUGUCAGCUACACUUACACUCCAGCAUUUAAACAGUUCGGUCGAAAUGUGAAAAUAGUUCAAUUCCAUGGAAGUUUCAAACCGUGGCACGUGAAAUUCUUCAGCGGAACCGGGCAGAUAGCGCCUGCAUCCACUGUGCACCCAACCUACGUGCAAUUUGUUCAUAUAUGGCUGAACAUUUUUCGAAUAAGCGUGCUCCGUUUGCUUUCACAGGAAAUUCAAUCCUAUGCUGCAAGUCAAAAAGUCAUUUGCGCUGUUGAAUUGCUCCGAUUUUUCCCUCUACCUUCCGAGUCUGAGGCGGAAUUCUAUUUGACUCCGCCCUCCGUGAGAUUACGAUUGGCAGAGAAACGCCUACAAAAAACUUCCACGCCCUUCUCCGAAGUCCAGCGACGUAAGUCUGCCGAAUUCCCAAGAUCAGCUCAUGCGGAAAUUGAAGAUGACGUAUCCAGUAUCCAUGCAAAAGGAGAGAAAAAUAUAUUAGCUGAUGUAUCGAGCACCGGAAGUCUAAAAACAGAAGAAAAUAAGGACAAAAGCAGUAGAGAUGAAAUCGAUGUUAAGGAUGAUAAAAAAGCAAAUGACGAUGAUGAAAAAGAUAUUAAAAGCGAUGUAGAAAAACAGAGUGCUAAAACUAAAGAUAAAAAUAUUAUUCCUGGGUCUGAAAUUGGUGACUACCAGGGUAUGAAAGCGUGGGAACAAGGGCGUAUGGAUUAUCAGGGAAGCGACAGUUCGGAGAACAUCAUUAAGAGAUUAGAAUUUCUUAUGUCAAAGAAAAAAUGAUUGUGAUAUAUUUCAAGUGAACAAUGUAAUUGUUUCGGAAUUGUUUUUUUUUAAAUUUGAUAUACAAAUAAUAACUCAGUGUUAAUGGAACUGUUGAUAAUUUUUUAAACUGUUUUUUAAAGUGUUUGGCUUUUAAACACAUUUUAAAGUAGCAUUUUCAAAAUUCAGAAAAGUUUAAAGUUUUUGAAAUUUUUUUACAAAAUGAUUUAAAUAAAUUUUAGCAUGUUUAAAUUUUAACUGUUGCAGUUCUUCUUCCUCUUUCUUUCUCCUCUUUUUUUUUUUUGUAAAUAUUUAAAAUUAAGUUCAUGUAUGAUUUCUCAAUACUUUUAAAUUAAGUAGUAUUCGUUUAUUUCUUUUCCUUCUAGUAAUUUGUUUCUGUAUUCAAUUUCUUUUUCCUGUUAGUAUUCGUUUUUUAUAGUUAAUUUUGUGCAUAUUCUCUUACGAAAUUUCGUGAACUUUACUGUUUAAAGAUAAUUUUGCUGAUUUAAUAAAUUAAUUAUUUUCAUUGUUG